CCUCCCUCUCUCUCUCCUCCCUUUCUCCCGUAGACAUCACCAUCUCUCCUCCCCCUCUCUCCGGCGCCAUGGAUGAGAUCCCAUCCCCAUCACAGCAGCUUCCCAUAAGCACCACCACGAAGACAAUCAAGGAGAAGCAGCUGACUCUGAUCCCUCUCAUCUUCCUCAUCUACUUCGAAGUCGCCGGCAAGGAACCGGCCGCGCCGCUGUCCUCCCCUGCCGCCAUCAUUUUUAUGUCGCCGCCACCGCGAGGUCAAGACUCUUCCCUGCCUCCCUCUUUCCUCAUCCCUAUUUUUUUCCAGAUCUGAUAGUCUCUACCGGUACCAAUACCACUGGUAGCGCUAUUGGUACGCUACCACUACUCACUAGUACCAAUACCAGUGGCUUCCCUAUCAUCUGGUACCACUAUCAUCUGUUUUUUUUUUUUUUUGGUGUUAUACGCUACUGGUACCGCUACCAAUGCUAGUGGUAGCGCUACCAGUGCUAGUAGCGUUGUGUUAUUCUCUACUGGUAGCGUACCACUAUUACUGGUACAUUUUUUACUGGUACCGCUAGUACUGGUACAUUUUUUAACGUACUGGUAGCGUACCACUAGCACUGGUAUAUUAAUUACCAGUAGACUAAUAGAUUGGUACACUUUUUAACGCAUUGGUACAUUUUUUCAGGUUGCCGGAGGGAGUCUGCCGAAGAGAAUUCGUCGGAGAAAAAGUUUGUCGGUCGAUGCGGAGUGGCUGCUGGAGAAAGGAAGAGAGAGAGAUAGAUAGAGAUAUUAAUGUAUAGGAUUUAAAUUUCAGAAAAAAAUUGUAUUUAAUAUGGGGUUUUAAUUCCCAAUAUAAUUAAUACAAAAAGGUAAUUAAUAUAUUCCUUUUUUUCAUACCCAAAAUACCCUUGAUUGUGAAUCUGACAAGGGUCACCUUAUCCCGUCCCGAUAAAGGUUUGUACGAGCUUUUGAGUAAAAUUUUGGAAGAUUCUGUUGUCAAUAAUUAUCAAGUAUGGUCGACAUUUGAGGCAAUUGGAGCUCAAUACGCAAGAUUGUCAAUCAUUAGGAAAGAACAUGAGAGGGUUAGGGAGGCAAGAGAAAAGAAUAAAUACUAUCAAGAAAUAAUGAGUAAGGAUCUUUCUCAAUUUAGCUCUCGUACAAAAAAGUGGGUAUUAAACACAAAAAAAACAUCAUAGCUGCGAACCAAGUUUAUCCAAGUCCAUCUCUAGGAGGAUCCAAUUAUAAGCUAUAACACAAACUAUGACUUUUAUACACCCGACUUGUAAUCUUUGAAGUUUGAUGUAUUAUUUAGUUUGAGUGUGUUGCUCUUAAGUAUUUUCAAUUCUUUCUUAUAGUGUGUUGCUAAGAGUAUUUUAAAUUUACUCUUGAUGUCUGUUCUACUUUGAUUUCUUUUCUUCAAUUAUUAGUAAUUAUAAAUUGGACUAAUAUCU
Molecule: messenger RNA, 1431 nt
Organism: Linum trigynum
Lineage: Eukaryota; Viridiplantae; Streptophyta; Magnoliopsida; Malpighiales; Linaceae
Source: the annotation of a GenBank genome assembly